Molecule: messenger RNA, 1893 nt
Organism: Aegilops tauschii subsp. strangulata
Lineage: Eukaryota; Viridiplantae; Streptophyta; Magnoliopsida; Poales; Poaceae
Product: solanesyl-diphosphate synthase 2, chloroplastic
Biological process (GO): plastoquinone biosynthetic process; isoprenoid biosynthetic process
Cellular component (GO): chloroplast
Molecular function (GO): prenyltransferase activity
Source: RefSeq, a predicted model, not a curated record
AUAUUUUAAAACCUCCCUCCACGGCCCCUCUCCCACCACCACUCCCCCACCGGAGCCGCCAGCAGCCAUCCAACUCCUCCCCGUCUCUCCUCCCCUUUUCUUCUCCACGCAAGCGCAAAAGAGGCAUCGUCACCAAAUUGGGCAAGAUUCUCUCUUUCCCGCACGCAACCAAUCGCCAGCCAGCCAGCCAGCCAGCGUCACUCCUUCUCCUGCGGCUGUCAUACAAGGAGAAGAGGCUCCAGUGAUUUUGCGGUUCUUGGGAGCUCCGAGCGCCUGAGCUGGCCUGCGUCGUUGGAGCCUAGGUUCUUGGAUUGGCCGGCGAGCGAGCGAGCUUGCUUGCCGAGAUGCUGUCUGUGAGCUCGCCGAGGAUGCACAUGAGCCGGAACGCCGUGGAUUUGGGCCUGCUGGCCGCCUGCCGCUGCCGCCGCUGGGCCGCGCGCCCGGCGCCCAGGCGGCGCGCGCCAUGUGUUUGUUUCGUGGCCGCACCCAGCCAGACAGGUCUCGCGGCGAUCGACGUGCCGGCGGCAGAGACCAUCGCUAGCGCGGCGGCCGGGACGGCGAGGCUCCCCGAGCGCGUGUCCAUCGCUUCGCUCUUGGAUGUCGUCUCCGACGACCUGCUCAAGCUCAACAACAACCUCAAAUCGCUUAUUGGUGCAGAAAAUCCAGUUUUAGUAUCUGCCGCAGAACAAAUUUUUGGUGCUGGUGGAAAGAGAUUAAGACCAGCAUUGGUUUUUCUGGUGUCCAGAGCAACAGCGGAAGUAGCUGGCUUAUCGGAGCUAACUACAGAACAUAAACGCUUGGCAGAGAUCAUAGAAAUGAUUCACACUGCGAGUUUAAUACAUGAUGAUGUCAUAGAUGAUAGUGGAAUGCGCAGAGGGAAAGAAACCAUUCAUCAGCUAUAUGGAACACGGAUAGCCGUGCUUGCUGGCGAUUUCAUGUUUGCACAAUCUUCUUGGUUUCUCGCAAACCUAGAGAACAUUGAGGUUAUAAAGCUCAUCAGCCAGGUGAUCAAGGACUUUGCUAGCGGGGAGAUAAAGCAGCAAUCGACCCUGUUCGACUGCGACGUCACCCUGGACGACUACCUGCUCAAGAGCUACUACAAGACAGCCUCCCUGCUCGCUUCAAGCACGAGGUCCGCGGCCAUAUUCAGCGGGGUGAGCACCGCCGUGUGCGAGCAGAUGUACGAGUACGGCAGGAAUCUGGGGCUGUCGUUCCAGGUGGUGGACGACAUCCUCGACUUCACGCAGUCGGCGGAGCAGCUGGGCAAGCCGGCGGGUAGCGACCUGGCCAAGGGGAACCUGACGGCCCCGGUCAUCUUCGCGCUGCAGGAGUCGCCAGAGCUGAGGGAGAUCAUCGACUCCGAGUUCUGCGACACCGGCUCGCUGUCGGCGGCCAUGGAGCUGGUGCACAGGAGCGGCGGGAUCCGGCGGGCGCAGGAGCUGGCCAAGGAGAAGGGCGACCUGGCGCUCCAGAACCUGCAGUGCCUCCCCAGGAGCCAUUUCAGGACCGCCCUCGAGAACAUGGUGAAGUACAACCUUGAGAGGAUCGACUAGACGGACGGAUCAUUCAGUUGGUCUGUCUGAAGAUGAGAUGCACCUGCAGGUGGGCCCAGAUUAGCUUGUACUGAAAUCCUGCUUGCCAGUAUCAUGUCGAUUUCUCGGAGAUGGUCGGCGCGACAGCGUCACGAAAAACGUCGUCUAUUUUUGCAUAUCGUGUAAGUGCAAGGUAAAUAUAUCCACUGUAUAUGCGAAAGAUGGAGCUGUUCUUUUAAUUAGUAGUAUAACAUAAGAUAGCCGUAGUUAUUUUUUUUCUUCCGAUGAAAAGGAAAAACAUGUAAUUCCGUUUAUUUACAGUCGGAAGUAUGAACAUGAGUUAACAUCAUGCCCUGUAAAA